Rotaria sp. Silwood2 is the source of this 3180-nucleotide messenger RNA. The record is from the annotation of a GenBank genome assembly. NCBI's taxonomy places the organism in Eukaryota, Metazoa, Rotifera, Eurotatoria, Philodinida, Philodinidae.
AUGGUAAUAUUAUCGACGAAAAAGAAUUAUAUUGAUUAUUGGGUUGAAGAUAAUGUUCAAAAACGAUUUUUUGAAAUUUCACAAUUUUGUACAUAUUUACAAGAAUAUUUAUAUAAAUAUUUAUCAAAUCAAAUCGAAACUAGUAUACAAAAUUUACAAAGUGAUAAUCGACGUUAUCGAAAACAAAUGGCAUAUAGAAUUCGAUUAGUUGACAAAGAUGAACAUGAAUCUGAUAUAAAACAACUCUUUUAUAAUUUGAUGAAAAAAUUUUUUAAGAAAAUUUCAGCAAAAUUUUAUAAUCGUCAUGAUAAAGCUUUAAAAUGGUUUUCAUGGAAUAAAAUGACUGACGACAAAAUGAAAUUUCUUCAAAAACUGUUGAAUAAAAAAGUCAAUAAUAUUUUUACGGUUUUAUUAUUAGAAAAUACUAGAUUAUGUAUGUAUUAUUUACCUAUGGAAACAUCUACUACAGCUGAUAUUGACAAAUUAAUGUAUUUUAUUCAAAAUGGAAUUUUACAAGAAGUAAUACAAUUACCCUUGCCACAUGAACGAUCUCAACAAUUAGAAAAUGAUUUCCAUAACCUAGUAUCACAGCAGAUGACAAAUGAUGAAGUUCUAAUUACAUACAAAUGUCUUUUUCUAGAAAAAUAUCCAAAACAAAUUGUUAUUUUGGGUUAUAAUAAAAAAUUUAUGGAAAUAAAAAAACAAAUUUUUGAUAUUAUCGAACGAAAUAUUCUUAUCACAUACAAAUUAAAUUUAUUAAGUAGAUAUCAAACUGAAAAUUUUAUUGAUGCUAAUUGGGAUGAAUUGGAAAAAUUCGAAACAAAAUACAGUGAUUUUGGUGUUAAAUUACGACUAAGACUCAAUGAAUUUUCAGCUCCUCGACAUUUAAAAAAUGAAAUUGAAUCACAUAUUGAACAACUAUGGUCUUGUUCAUCAUCCAUAAUAACCUUCAAUAGUAUUCAAUUACCUAUUACUGUUGCUGAAAACGUUGAACAACAUUUAUUAUUAAUUGCAGAACGUGCUCAUUUUUCUAUUAAAACUAAAUUAAAAUAUAUCGAUCAAUCUUUUGUUGUACCAAAAGCAUCGAUAUUUAACAACCAAAUAUUGAAAUCAAUCGAAGAGCAAUCAAAUCUAUUUUCUUCUUCGAGUGAUGUAUUUAAAAAAAUAACUCUAACAAAUGGAUCCAUAGAACUUCGUACAGGAGAUAUUGCUUUGCAAAAAGUUGAUACAAUUAUUAUUUCAACUAUGUUCAAUGGUUUAAAAGAAGGUGUUAUUGAACGAAUGGGUUCAAUUGAUUAUCAAAAAACGUUUUUACAAAAUGAUGGUACAAUGUAUACAGAAACAAAUGGAGGUAAAUUAAAUUGUAAACAAAUUUUAUUUUCUAAUUGGUUACCUAAAACAUUAAUAAAUACUGAUGAUUCUUUACGUUUAUCAAUACAAACAUUUAUGUCAAAAUCUAUGGAAUUUACAAUUAAAGAACAACAUACAUUAUCAAUUGCAUUUGCUGUACCAGAUUCAUGUAGAAAUCAAACUAUCUUAGCAGAAGAAAUGAUUAAUGAAGCUAAACGACACAUCGAAAUGAACAAAUUACAAUUGAAUAUUUCAUUUGUAUGUUUACCAGAACAACAAACUCUAUAUGAACAAUUCUUUAAUGUUAUACAAAAAAUUCAAGAGCCUAUUGUAUAUUUCGAAUGGCCUACUGCAAACAGAUGUAUAUUACCAAAACUUUCUGAAACAAACGAUGAAAUUGAAUUAAUUGGUUCAACUAGUAAUGUUUUAGAAGCUAAAAAGAAGUUACAAGUUUUAUCUGAAUUAGUUAAACAAAAACAAAAUCCUAUAUCACUAAAUCAACGUCUCAAUUCAGCCAGUACUCAUUCGGCACGAUCUGAAAAUAUGAGAAUGGGUACAUUAUACAAUGUUGUUGUUAGUUAUAGCCAAAACGACAAAAGAAAAUGUCAACGUUUAAUCAAUAGAUUAAGUGAAGAAGGUUUUUCAAUCGGAACAACUGAAGAACAAGUUGAUCUUUGUUCUCAAAUGGAUAAAUGUGAUUGUAUCAUAUUGUGUAUAAGUGAAAAUUAUUAUGAAAAUGAUUUAUGUCGAGACGAAGCUAAAUAUGCUUUUCAAACGAAUAAAAAAGUUUUUCUUGUUAAAAUUCAAAGUUGUCCUAUACUUGGUUGGGAUAAUAAUUUAUUUGAAGGAAAAUUAUUUUUUCAUUCGUAUGGUUCGAAUUAUUAUUUCGAUUUAGAAUAUGGACGAUUAUUAAUUCAAUUACUUCAAUAUACAAAACCUGGGUUCGUUUCAAUGUUGAAACAAAGAUUAAAUCGUACACAACAGCAAGAUGCUGACGAAUUUCGAGAGCUACCAAAUGUAACACAACAAUCAUUCAAUAACAAUCAAAUUGUUGAAAAAUCUGAAAAAAUAAAAAUUCAAGAAUUCAAGAAUCCAUUUAAAAAAUUACCAAGUAUACCAACGAAUACUGUUAAAAUAAAAAUCGAACAAGAUAACCAUGUAAAAAAUAUGAUUUCGAAACGAGAACUCAGUUUCUUCGAAGAACGAUGGUUAAGAAAGUUAAUCGAUAUUUCCAAACGAAAGUCAUUUCUAGUUACACCAGAAAGAUCAUCCUAUGAUAGUGGCGGUAGACAUCAAUUUGAAAUACCUGCAAAUUAUUAUAAGAUUGCAGAUUCAUCAAUUCUUUCAAUUUUUUCCACAAAUCCCUACGGUACUUUUUUUUCUAGUUCAUGUAGGUAUCUUGAAGAACCAUGUGGGAAUCGAAAAAUUCAAUAUCAAGCAAUGCGCCAUUGUACUGUUAACAUGCUGACAGACGAAAGUCCAACAUAUGGACAUCGAACAGGACAAUUUCCAAUAAUCGACAGUUUAUCUCAAGUAUUUCCAACCAUUGUUUCUACUUCUGAUUUCAUACCACGUCGAGUAGAAAUACCUUAUAGAUGUAAUUUCUCGGGCCAUUCAGAGCGUAGUGAAAAACAAAUGGAAAAACGACGUGAAUUGGAUAAUCCAGAAAAUAUGAACCAUAUACGAGAUAAACUUGGUGAAUACUUCAUGAACAAAUAUAAACACUAUACAAAAACACAAAUGAAUGUUUAUUUAAAAUUUGCACAACGAAUGAAAGAUAAUAGUAUUGAAUUUGAAAAAUUCUGUUCGACUGCUACUUUCGUAAAAUAG